Molecule: messenger RNA, 6291 nt
Organism: Cryptomeria japonica (Japanese cedar)
Lineage: Eukaryota; Viridiplantae; Streptophyta; Pinopsida; Cupressales; Cupressaceae
Product: callose synthase 12
Exons: 5
Coding region: 654-6017 (1787 amino acids)
Biological process (GO): (1->3)-beta-D-glucan biosynthetic process
Cellular component (GO): plasma membrane; 1,3-beta-D-glucan synthase complex
Molecular function (GO): 1,3-beta-D-glucan synthase activity
Source: RefSeq, a predicted model, not a curated record
GCAGGGCCCGAAAACGUAACGUAUCCGGCGGAGAGGGUUUGGCCAACGUGCCGGCGGGGCCCACACGUGUGCUGCUGAAAAAUAACGGCAUUCUCUGUUUCAGAGGCGUUUUUAUUUAAAAAUUAAAAGUUGAACCACUGCGAUCUACUCCCAACGGCAGUGAGGAAACGGGUAUUUUUGUGGUUUUAGGAACUCGUAUUGUAAGCGGAGCGGUUUUACGACGAGCGGGAUUUUCUGAGAGUUAUCUUUGUUUUGUCUGAGGCAACUUUAAAAACGCAGAGAUUGUUUUGUCCAAGGAGCGUUACAGUAACGAUGGAUUUGUCCGACGAAGAGGAAGUUUUAUGAUCGUAUGCUUUUGUUACAAGAUUCAAACGUGUACUGAAAACCUAACGUAUAGUUUGGUCUAAACUGGUGUAAGGUUUAAACCUGGUUGUUGUUUUUUCAUCGGGCUUGAAUGAGGGAGAUUGGAAGCAAUCGGUCGGCAUAAAACGAAGAUUUUGGCAAUUGUUCUUUUGAAGAAGUUUAGAUUAAUCAAAGGAAGAAACUGUGGACCAUUUGUGAGGAUUUCCCUUGAAGCCACUGGGGCUGGAGCACUGAAGUUUGAGAAGUUAAGUUGAAAUCACUGAAAAAAGUUAUCAGGUGUUCUGUUGGAAAUGAGUGUUGCACACAGGCGUCCAGUCCACAGGGGGUACUCUUCUGAAAGCAGUGAGAAUGAGGUCUACAACAUCCUUCCUGUGCACAAUAUGCUGGCAGAUCAUCCUGCACUGCGAUUUCCAGAGGUCAGAGCAGCAGCCACAGCACUGAAAACUGUAGGUGACCUCCGCAUCCCUCCAUAUUUUGAAUGGCAUUCGGACAUGGAUCUUCUUGACUGGCUCGGUGCCUUCUUUGGAUUCCAAAGGGAUAAUGUCCGAAACCAGCGAGAACAUCUUAUCCUGCUCCUGGCUAAUAGCCAAAUGCGGCUGCAACCGCCUCCAGAUAUUAUAGACCAGCUUGAGUCCACUGUGGUUCGGAAAUUGCGAAAGAAAAUCCUCAAGAACUACAACAAUUGGUGUGCAUUUCUGGCACGGAAGUCUAAUGUUUGGAUCUCGGAUCGAAGGAGCGACGAGCGCAGGGAGUUGCUUUAUAUUUCUCUUUAUCUUCUUAUUUGGGGAGAGGCUGCGAAUCUGAAGUUUAUGCCAGAGUGUUUGUGCUACAUUUUCCAUCAUAUGGCGAUGGAGCUGAAUAGGAUUCUAGAGGAUUAUGUGGAUGAGAGCACAGGACAGCCAGCUUUACCUGCUUAUAUGGGAGAAAAUGCAUUCUUGCAAAGAGUUGUCACCCCACUAUAUCUAACUGUCAAACUUGAGGCAGAAGCAAGCCAUGGUGGUAAGGAACCUCAUUCAGCCUGGAGAAAUUAUGAUGAUAUCAAUGAAUAUUUUUGGACUAGUAGGUGCUUUGAACAGCUGGGAUGGCCACUUAAAUUGGAUAGCAAUUUUAUUCUUCUGCCUACUACUGAACAAAAUAAAGAGGUUGGAUUCCAGAAGUUCAGAGGAAUGCUGGGAAAACAGAAGGUAGGAAAGACAGGUUUUGUAGAGCAACGCUCCUAUUGGAAUAUUUUCCGUAGUUUUGAUCGUCUUUGGAUUAUGUACAUACUUUUCCUGCAAGCUGCAAUUCUUGUUGCAUGGGAAAAAAAGGGACUUCCCUGGGUAAAUUUAAAAGAGAAAGAUACACAAGUUAAGAUGCUUAGUGUCUUCAUAACCUGGGCAGGUCUUCGGCUUUUACAAUCUUUCCUUGAUGCUGGCAUGCAGUACAGUUUAGUUUCAAGAGAGACACCAUUGCAAGGAAUAAGAAUGUUACUGAAGAUCAUUGUGGCAACUGUGUGGACCAUUCUGUUUGCUGUGCUCUAUAGUCGGAUGUGGAAGCAGAAAAAUCAUGAUUUUGGUUGGUCGUCUAAGGCAAACAGUAUGUUGUUAAAUUUUGUGGAGGCUGCUUUAGUAUUCAUCGCUCCUGAAGUCUUGGCCUUGCUUCUUUUUAUUAUUCCCUGGGUCAGAAACUUUAUGGAGAAAAGCAACUGGAGAGUUUUUCAUGCUUUGACAUGGUGGUUUCAGUCAAGAACAUUUGUUGGACGUGGGCUUCGGGAGGGGAUUUUUGACAACAUCUCUUAUUCUCUGUUUUGGGUAGUGUUGCUGGCUUUCAAAUUCUCCUUUAGCUACUAUUUUCAGAUCAGACCUAUGGUGAAGCCUACUAAGGCUAUACUGGGCAUUGGUGUAAUCCCUUACAAGUGGCAUGAGUUUUUCAAGAAGACUAACCGAUUUGCUGUUGGGGUAGUGUGGGCACCAGUUAUCUUGAUCUACUUUAUGGACACACAGAUAUGGUAUUCAAUAUUGUCAUCUGUAGUUGGAGCCUUGGUGGGAUUGUUUUCCCAUCUUGGGGAGAUUCGGAAUAUUCAACAGCUCAGGCUGCGGUUCCAGUUCUUUGCCAGUGCUAUUCAAUUCAAUUUAAUGCCAGAAGAACCAUUAUUCAGAACCCAGGGGAAUCUGAGAGUAAAAUUAAGGGAUGCCAUCAGGCGGUUGCAACUUAGAUAUGGUUUUGGUACUCAGUAUAAGAAAAUUGAGUCUAGUCAGGUUGAAGCAGGAAGAUUUGCUCUUAUUUGGAAUGAAAUUGUGAGGACGUUCCGAGAAGAGGAUAUUGUCAGUGACUUGGAGGUGGAAUUAUUGGAGGUUCCACCAAACUCCUGGAAUGUACAUGUCAUACGAUGGCCAUGCUUAUUGCUUUGUAAUGAGCUGCUGCUUGCUCUAAGUCAGGCUAGGGAGUUAGGGGGCACUGACAAGAUAUUAUGGAGAAAGAUAAGCAAGAAUGAGUACCGUCGCUGUGUAGUGAUAGAAGCAUAUGACAGUGUGAAGCAUUUGAUCCAGCGAAUCAUUAAGGAAGAUAGUGAAGAAUACUCCAUUGUUGGCAGUUUGUUUGAUGAAUUUGAUAAAUCAGUUACUUCGGAGAAGUUCACUGAGAGAUACAAAUUGACUGAGCUGCCUGAAAUUCAUAACAAAUUAAUAUCAUUGGUCAAGGAUAUCCUGAAAAAACCCUCUGUGAAGGAUCAGCAGAAGGUAGUUAAUGCUCUGCAAAAUCUCUAUGAUAUUGUCAUUCGAGAUUUUCCUAAAGAUAAGCGAAGUAUUGAGCAACUGAGACAAGAAGGACUUAUUUCUCAAAGGAGUGAUGGUAAGUUGUUAUUUGAGGAUGCUGUGCAAUUACCUGUUAAAGAAGAUGAAUCCUUCUAUCGUCAAUUGCGGCGCUUGCACAUUAUUCUGACAUCUACAGAUUCAAUGCACAAUAUCCCAAAAAAUCUGGAAGCAAGGCGUCGUAUUGCGUUUUUCAGUAACUCUUUGUUUAUGAACAUGCCCCAUGCACCGCAGGUGGAGAAAAUGCUGGCUUUCAGUGUCUUGACUCCCUACUAUGAUGAGGAUGUUCUGUACAAUAAAGAACAGCUGCGUACAGCAAAUGAAGAUGGUGUUUCAAUUCUAUUCUAUCUGCAGAAGAUAUAUCCAGAUGAGUGGGACAAUUUCUUGGAGCGGAUGCGCCAGAAAGAUAAAGAUAUAAACGAUGAUAAACUGUGGUCGAUUUAUGUGAGGGAACUUCGUUUGUGGGCAUCAUACAGAGGACAGACAUUGAAUCGAACUGUUAGAGGAAUGAUGUACUAUUCCAAGGCUCUCCAAAUGUUGGCUUUUCUUGAUUCAGCAUCAGAGAUGGAUAUUCGUAAUGGCUUCAAGGAGCUUGUUGCCACUGCUUCAAGAACAGAAGAUGCCAGUGGAUUGAGAUCCCAGAGUUUUCCAUCUGGACGAAGCAUUGGCAGUUCAAGCAGUGGAGUGGGAAUGUUAUUCAAAGAUCAUGAACGUGCUACAGCACUCAUGAAAUUCACUUAUGUUGUUGCUUGCCAGAUUUAUGGUGCUCAAAAGGCAAAGAAGGAUCCACGAGCUGAGGAUAUUUUGUAUUUAAUGAAGAAUAAUGAGGCUCUUCGGGUUGCUUAUGUUGAUGAGGUCUCGACAGGAAGGGAUGGUGUGGAAUAUUUUUCUGUUCUUGUUAAGUAUGACCCACACUUAGAGAAAGAGGUGGAGAUUUACAGGGUGAGGCUACCAGGGCCACUAAAACUUGGUGAAGGAAAGCCUGAAAAUCAAAAUCACGCAUUGAUUUUUACAAGGGGGGAUGCUGUGCAGACAAUUGAUAUGAAUCAAGACAAUUAUUUUGAAGAGGCUCUGAAAAUGCGCAAUCUGUUGCAAGAAUUCACAAGAUAUUAUGGUAUCAGAAAGCCUACAAUUUUAGGAGUCCGUGAGCAUGUAUUCACCGGUUCUGUUUCUUCUCUUGCUUGGUUUAUGUCUGCUCAAGAAACGAGUUUUGUAACCCUUGGACAACGUGUACUAGCAAACCCUUUAAAGAUCCGGAUGCACUAUGGUCAUCCUGAUGUUUUUGAUCGCUUAUGGUUCUUAAGUAGGGGAGGCAUCAGUAAAGCUUCAAGGGUAAUAAACAUCAGUGAGGACAUAUUUGCUGGCUUUAAUUGUACGCUGCGUGGGGGAAAUGUCACACAUCAUGAAUACAUCCAAGUUGGCAAAGGACGAGAUGUUGGUUUAAAUCAGAUAUCCAUGUUUGAAGCGAAGGUUGCCAGUGGAAACGGGGAGCAGGUUUUGAGUCGGGAUGUGUAUCGCCUUGGUCACCGUCUAGACUUUUUUCGCAUGCUCUCUUUCUACUAUUCUACCAUUGGAUUCUAUUUUGAUACCAUGCUGGUGGUCCUAACUGUGUAUGCAUUCCUUUGGGGUCGGGUUUAUUUGACUCUCAGUGGAAUUGAAGAAGCAAUAAAAGAAAAAGCAGAUACUACAGACAACAAGGCACUUGGAACAAUCCUCAAUCAGCAGUUUAUCAUUCAGCUUGGUCUCUUCACAGCUCUUCCAAUGAUUGUAGAAAAUUCUUUAGAGCAUGGCUUCCUUAAAGCUAUAUGGGAUUUUUUAACCAUGCAGUUGCAGUUAGCAUCUGUUUUUUAUACUUUUUCAAUGGGUACUCGUACUCACUUCUUUGGUCGAACAAUACUUCAUGGGGGUGCAAAGUAUCGCGCUACAGGGCGUGGCUUUGUUGUACAGCAUAAACGAUUUGCUGAGAAUUAUAGACUUUAUGCCCGUAGUCAUUUUGUGAAGGCUAUUGAACUUGGCUUACUACUGAUAGUUUAUGCAUCAUACAGUGUUCUCAAGACUGACACAUUUGUUUAUAUUCUUUUAACCAUCUCAAGUUGGUUUCUUGUUCUCUCAUGGAUUAUGGCGCCCUUUUUAUUCAAUCCAUCAGGAUUUGAUUGGUUGAAAGCAGUCUACGACUUUGAUGAUUUUAUGAAUUGGAUAUGGUACAAGGGGGGGAUCUUAACUAAGUCAGAUCAAAGUUGGGAAGUCUGGUGGAAUGAGGAAAAUGAUCAUUUACGAACAACAGGACUAUGGGGAAUGGUUUUAGAGAUCAUACUAGAUAUUCGUUUUUUCUUUUUCCAGUAUGGCGUUGUUUACCAGUUGGGUAUUUCUGGGGGAAGCAAAAGUAUUCUUGUGUACCUUCUUUCCUGGAUUUAUGUGGUUGUGGCCAUUGUGAUUUAUGUGGUUAUUUCAUAUGCUCGUGAUAAGUAUGCAGCAAAACAACAUAUCUACUACCGUGCCAUUCAAUCCUUGGUUGUCAGUUUCACUAUUUUAGUAGUGGUAAUUUUGCUGCAGUUAACCAAUUUCAAAUUUACGGAUUUGUUCACAAGUAUCCUAGCAUUCAUACCAACUGGCUGGGGUCUGAUCUUAAUUGCUCAAGUGUUCAAGCCUUUCCUGCAAUCCUCUGUAGUUUGGGGUACAGUUGUUGCUGUGGCGCGGUUAUAUGAAGUUACAUUUGGUAUCAUUGUUAUGAUUCCAAUGGCUGUACUGUCUUGGUUGCCUGGCUUUCAGUCAAUGCAGACUCGUAUAUUGUUCAAUGAAGCAUUCAGCAGGGGACUUCAGAUAUCCCGUAUCCUUGCUGGCAAGAGGUCUAAUCCAGGAUACUAGCCCAGGUUUGGAAUGGUACUCCUUUGCAUAUGGUGUGGUGGCCUGCUGAGAGGCAACUACUAAAGUUUUUGGCAGUUUGAUUGUAUAAUAUCUGUUAAUAGUGAUUCAUUAUCAUUCUUCUAAAAAAUGAUAGCAUGUUAUUUGAUGUUUGGGAGAAGUUCAAGGGUACAGUUUCUGAUAUUCUGCAAAUUUUUUAAAUCUUUAUCGUAAGUUGUAUUUUGCUUUUCUUUUUGUUUUUCAUUGUAUAUUUGGUUGAGUUUCGUUCAGAAGCAAA